AUGGCAGAAGACAACAACCUCUUCGCCAUCGAAGUAGACGCAGACGACUACGCCGACACCGCCGCAGAUGACACCCCCUCCGUCUCCCGCACCCACCAAAGCAGACCCGCCUUCGAGUCCAUCAAAUCCUCUUACUCCGCCAAAAUCACCGGCGGAACCAGCUAUAAAGACCUCAUCGCCGCUGUUCCCGUCCUCGCCAAACCUUGGUUGGUUAUGCGGUGGGGGAGAUGUACUAUGAUCGCGAUUUUGAGGGGGUGUUUGGGCUUUGUCGACGGGUGA
Messenger RNA from Saxophila tyrrhenica, 279 nucleotides. RefSeq lists its product as uncharacterized. Lineage: Eukaryota; Fungi; Ascomycota; Dothideomycetes; Mycosphaerellales; Extremaceae. The transcript is spliced from 2 exons. The record is from RefSeq and is a predicted model, not a curated record. Bases 1 to 279 code for a protein of 92 amino acids.